AUGAUGGAACAAAAAAUCACCACCGAAAUCAUCAACGAUGCCAUCGAAGGAGGAAUUUCGUCUUCGCCAUCAUCUCGUUUACUUAAGCGACCACUUUCUCCCGAUGAUUCUAGCGAAGAGUAUGCAAAUCCCACCACAAGGACCAAAGAGACUGACCCACCAAAGCGCACCAACAAGAACUCCGUGAAACCAAAGGAGACCGUAAACGUCAUUAAGGCAAAUAAGAGGUUGAAGCGUCAGGAAAAUGCUUCGACUCCGAAGCCGCAGCGGCACUGCCAACACCCAAAACAUGAGAUAUACUUGAAACUUGCGAAAUCCAGGCUCUCCAAGAGACCGCUGGCGAAAGCGAAUGAAGGAAAUGGCGAUCAAGUGGUCACCCUAUUCAAACGGUUGGAAGGCGUCUUUGACCUAAGCAAUGAGGCUUUGAUGUGUAAGCGAUGUCUCCGACAAACCGAUAGAGAUCCCGAGCAGAUAAGAGAAUUUUCGGUGUCAUUUCAAGAGAUCGCCACAGAAAUGAGGGUGCACAACGGUUCAUACUGUGAUUGGGAAUUUGACACAGUGCCACCGUCAGUGUGA
Acaulospora morrowiae is the source of this 576-nucleotide messenger RNA. NCBI's taxonomy places the organism in Eukaryota, Fungi, Glomeromycota, Glomeromycetes, Diversisporales, Acaulosporaceae. The record is from the annotation of a GenBank genome assembly.